Neospora caninum is the source of this 1104-nucleotide messenger RNA. Its product is annotated as putative dimethyladenosine transferase. Gene Ontology annotation, molecular function: rRNA (adenine-N6,N6-)-dimethyltransferase activity. Gene Ontology annotation, cellular component: mitochondrial matrix. The transcript has 6 exons. Gene Ontology annotation, biological process: rRNA methylation. Bases 1 to 1104 code for a protein of 367 amino acids. NCBI's taxonomy places the organism in Eukaryota, Apicomplexa, Conoidasida, Eucoccidiorida, Sarcocystidae. The record is from RefSeq and is a predicted model, not a curated record.
AUGGCGUGGCGCAACACCAAGACGGGGAAAGCCCGCAGUGGGCCGUUCAGUCGUCCUGUGGCCACCGUGGCGACAGCAAAUCGACAACCUCCGAAACGCGCAGGAAACGCAGUGAACAACGUGCCUCUGCCUCCUACGAUGGGGUUGCCCCUGCAGAAGAAGUUUGGACAGCAUCUGUUGAAGAAUCAGGCAGUCCUUGACAAAAUCGUUCAAGCGGCAGACAUUCGGUCGUCCGACACCGUUCUUGAAAUUGGACCUGGUACGGGAAAUCUGACAAUGCGUCUCUUGCCCGUGGCUCGCGAGGUUGUCGCUCUGGAUGUUGACGCACGCAUGGUUAGCGAAGUGAAGAAAAGAGCGAUCAGCAAUGGCUUCAUGAAUCUCGUCGUCCGGCACGGGGAUGCUCUUCGUUCUGACUUGGGCACCUUCGACGCGCAGCAACCGCCCCUCCAGGAAAGAGACACUUCAACUGUGACAAGAUGCGCCGUUCUGAUGUUCCAGAAGGAGUUCGGCGAGCGGCUCAUGGCACAACCCGGAGACAAGAACUACUGCCGGCUCGCGGCGAAUGUUAGUCUCUUCUGUACUGUCCAGCGCGUGUGCAAAGUGGAGGCAAAACAUUUCACGCCGCCACCCAAGGUCGACUCGGUCGUCGUCAAAGUCGUUCCUCGACCUAAUCUUCUGGAUGUCGACUUCAAGGAGUGGGAUGGUUUGAUGCGGAUUUGCUUCGGGCGCAAAAAUCGAACGCUGCACGCUCUGUUUCGACGGUCAUCCAUCCUGUCCAUGCUGGAGGCGAACUACAAGACGUGGUGUACCCUCAACAACUGUGCGCCCACGUCCCAGCCGUUCCGCGACUUCUGUUUAGGUGUCCUCAGCGAGACUGGUUUAGGCGAGCGACGGAGCGUCACCAUCGACAUCGACACAUAUUUCUCUCUUCUUCUCGCCUUCAACAAGAAGGGAAUCCACUUCGUCAACGUUGCCAACCUACCUGCGGGCUCCGCAGGAAAAGCAGCCGGCAGCGGGUCGGCGGAGAACUCCAUGGCUGGCAUCGAUGAAUUCUUCUUUUACGACGAAGAAAAAGACAAGGGUGAUGACGACGAAGAUAUGUGA